Molecule: messenger RNA, 1195 nt
Organism: Impatiens glandulifera
Lineage: Eukaryota; Viridiplantae; Streptophyta; Magnoliopsida; Ericales; Balsaminaceae
Product: stemmadenine O-acetyltransferase-like
Exons: 2
Coding region: 5-1180 (391 amino acids)
Source: RefSeq, a predicted model, not a curated record
AACAAUGGCGCCAUUGAAUGUCAUUAUAUUAUCAAAUGAGUUUGUGAGGCCAUCCUCUCCCACCAAUUAUCCUUUCAAAAAAUAUCAACUAUCCAUGCUGGAUCAAUUAAUGCCUAGUUUCUUCAUCCCCACAAUUCUCUAUUACCAUCACCAGUUCCAAACCACUUCCAUCGCACAACUUGAACUCAUCUCUUCCCGCCUUAGAGAAUCGCUCUCCCAAACCCUGACCAUGUUCUACCCUUUUGCAGGGAGGCUCAAUAGAUGCGACAACUCAAUAGACUGCAACGACAUGGGCGUUCGAUAUUUGGAGGCGAAAGUCGAUUCAAUGAUCAUGGACGUGAUCGAGUGCCACGAAACAGAAAUGGUUGACCCGCUCAUACCCAUCUUGAUGGGAAAUGGUGAAGAAGAAGAUGAGAUUUUCGCAAUCCAAGUUAACUACUUUAACUGCGGAGGUAUCGCAAUUGGCACCUAUCCGAGCUUUCCCUCAUCAUCCCUCUUCCCGCCAAAGAAGAAACACGACUACAAUCCUCAAUCUGAAGACUGUAAAGAGACCCUUGUCACUAGGAGGUUUGUUUUUGACGCAAGUAAGAUAAGUUCAAUGAGAGCAAAGGCGAAAAUUGAUCAUGAUCAUCCCAUUCCAACCCGAGUGGAAGUAGUAUCGACUUUCAUAUGGAAGUACGCUACGGUCGAUAAGCCUGACAAACAAUACAUCGCAUUUCAGGUGGUGAACCUAAGGAGCCGAAUGGUGCCUCCAUUGUCGGAGCAUGCGAUUGGGAAUCUCGUCGUGCCGGCAUAUGCAUAUUGUAGCUAUGAAGACUCUAAGGAUUUAACAGUGAUGGAAAGGAAGGUGAGGGAAGGGAUUCGGAGAAUUGAUGACGAAUACAUAAGGCGUAUUCAAGGGGAUGAAGGGUACGCAGUGAUGAUGAAAAAUUGGACGAAGGUAGAGGAUGCCAAUAUCUUUAGAUUUAGCAGUUGGUGCAGGUUUCCAGUUUAUCAUGUUGAUUUUGGUAUGGGGAAGCCUGUUUGGGCGAGCUUAGGAAGUUAUAACAACAAGAAUUUGGCUAUUCUACUGGAUUCAAAAUGCGGAGAAGGAAUAGAGGCGUGGGUUACUAUGAAUGAACAAGACAUGGCUCGUUUUCAGCUUGCUUUUGUUAGAGCUAAUACAUCAUCAUCAACGUAAAUUAACUUGCAUCAA